Messenger RNA from Clonostachys rhizophaga, 816 nucleotides. The record is from the annotation of a GenBank genome assembly. NCBI's taxonomy places the organism in Eukaryota, Fungi, Ascomycota, Sordariomycetes, Hypocreales, Bionectriaceae.
AUGCCUGGCUUCGACUUCUCCAACUACAACCGCAAUGCGGCUCUCCACGCACAGGGUAUGCCUCUCCCUAAGGCUACCAGCACCGGCACGACGAUUGUAGGGUGCAUAUUCGAUGGAGGUGUUGUUAUUGCCGCAGACACCAGAGCCACGUCGGGCCCCAUCGUCGCCGACAAGAACUGCGAGAAGCUUCACUACAUCGCCCCCCAGAUCUGGUGCGCCGGCGCCGGCACCGCCGCCGACACCGAGUUCACCACGGCCCUCAUCUCCUCCCAGCUCGAGCUACACGCCAUGUCCACGGGACGCAAGCCCCGCGUCGUCACCUGCAUGACCAUGCUCAAGCAGCACCUCUUCCGCUACCAGGGCCACAUCGGCGCCUACCUCGUCGUCGCGGGAGUCGACCCCACGGGCACCCACCUCUUCACCGUCCACGCCCACGGCAGCACCGACAAGCUCCCCUACGUCACCAUGGGCAGCGGCAGCCUGGCGGCCAUGAGCGUCUUCGAGUCCAAGUGGAAGGCCGCGCUGACCCAGGAGGAGGCCGUCGAGCUCGCCAGCCAGGCCAUCCUGGCGGGUAUCUGGAACGACCUGGGCUCCGGCUCCAACGUUGACGUCGCCGUCAUCACGCCCGAGAAGACGACGCUCAAGAGGAACCUGAUCAAGCCAAACGAGAAGGUGCCCAAGCAGCAGAGCUACAAGUUCGCCAGAGGCACAACGGCCGUCCUGAACGAGAAGAUUAUCAAGAAGAGCGAAAUUGGCCGGUACGUCAGUGUGCAGGAGGUGCCUCUCGAGUCCGACAAGAUGGAGGUGGAUUCUUAG